CGUUCUCUCAACUGGAUCAGAGAGCAGAUGCUUAGUCCUUUAGGACAAGUGGCCGAACGGUCCUUAAUUGCUCUGCAUCUAUACACUCUCCUUUUCAUCCUCUCUUCUCUAAACUCACAGCGUCAAACCAAAAUAUGACAGUGUAGAGCUCUUGUAACUAAGGCCUAUGUAUAUUGCAAAGCCCAUUCUUUCUUUUUUAUCUCCGGCUUCGAGGAUCGGUUUUCGAGAUGUGGUCCCUGGUUAACAAUAAACCCCGUUCUUGAGGAUUUUGACAAAACGGUUUUGUUUGAAAGAACGCGAGCAUUUUGUCAACUGCAUUGGAUCUUGAGCUUCUCAUAGUUAAGUCAUCUUUGUCGGGAACCAAACCACCUUUGACCAAUUACCUGCACCCUUCUUCUUUUGUUGAAUGCUGCUUGCUUAACUGUCAUCGUAUUAUUCCUAUCGUGGCGUUAUUCCACACUUAUAAUUAUCAUAUAUAUAGCAAAAUAGUGGUACAUCUGUACACUUUGAUCUGUUUACAAGCUAACGUUGAUGUAAACAUGAAUAUAUUCUUGUUAUUACAAGACUCAAAGCAGUUAUCAUUUAGAUAGCUUGCAUUACCUACUCGCGUAAAUUAAAUCAUAUCAUGAAAAAAGAGUAAAUACAAUAGAUACUGAAUGAUCUUGGUGUACUUAUUAUUCUGUAGAUGUAGAUAUUAUGAUAUCAUGUGAUGGUGCUCGGCGAAUGAUUAGAUUUCAAAGCAUCAAACCAGUGAGGAAACCAACAAAACCUAACGGACAAAACAAAAGUAUUCUUAUAGUGGAUGAAGUAAUUUUUAUUUGAAAAUAUAAUUAUUGCUUAACUGAGGGUAACAGCUUAGAUAAUCGCUUGAAAAGGAAAAUUCAAAAAUACGUGUUCGUCCAAACAAAAUACAUAAUUUACCGGAUUUUUUAUAGAAAAUGUUUGAUCAAAAAGGCAUUUGAGUUUUUAAUAGAUAUCUAUUAUGCGAAUUUGAUUUCGAAUACAAUGACAAUAUUAAUAGAAACCAUUAUGCCAAUGUUAUGAUCGGUUAAUAUAUAAGGUUUAUUUAUAUGUUUUCUCUUUGUAUUAUAAGUGUCUUUUGUAAAAUCAUACAAUUUUAUGUGUUAUAUAUUCUUAAUAAAAAUAUUUGACAUUUUUAGUGAAAUAAUACAUUUUGAUUUUAAUGAAAAGAAUACUGUUUAAAAUUUAUUUCAUAUUUUGAAUUGUAAUUUUAUUCCAUUUUUAAUAUAAGAAAACACAUAACAUACCAACAAAUAAAUCAAAGCUGAUUGUUAUGUUAUGCCUUUGUAAGAUUUGAGAGUAAGAAUACACUUGGAGUAUUUUGCCUUUGAUGAAUUUCAACCAUAAGAUAACUAUUAAAUCAGGAACACAUUGUUCAUUUUCUAAAUUUAAUUUGGUUAGGCAUCACCCAUCAUGAACCCGAUCAAAAGAUGUGCUCUGUUUGACAACUUGUGUCUUUUGAUGUAUCUCUACUAAUCAAAUGUAAUUACGCAUCUCGUACAUAUAGUACAUAUUGAUGCCGACUGUUGGAUAUUAGCCUUUCAUUAAAAUUCCACUUUAGAAAACACAGAUACAAUAUAAUUCUAAUAGACAGAAAAAUACAAAUAAAAUCUCUUAUAAUAAUAUUACAUAGUUAAAUCUAGGAAAAAUUUCUUAUAAUAUGAUAUUAUUUUUAAAAGGUAACUAUAAUUUCUGAAAAAGAAUAAAAGAGCAAUGCUUAUUGCUUUUACACUUUUAUCAUUUAGUGAUCAUUUUUAGAAACUAAAUAAAUAAAUUGUAAAACCAUGAAUAAGUUGUUCCUCCCAUAGGUCAAUGUUGGUAAAUCCCGUCUACCAUUUCUCUUAUUCCAUUCACAUUUAGAUACCACACUUCAGAGCACGCAUUGGUAAAAACAAAGAUAUAUUUUGAAUUUAAUCUCAAUACUUUUAAAAUUUUGUAUUAAUGUCAAGUAAUUACAUUUAGAAGUUUAUUGGUGUAGUCUUUUUUUUUGGGGCAAUCACCUUUUAAGGAAAAUGUUUUUAUUAGAAAAACAUAGACAGCCCUUUUAAACAAGUUGUAUCUAAAACUUUUUGGCAAAAGUUGUAUUUAAAACUUUCUAUGGUAUUUUGGUGUGAGAAUUGUCUUAUAAACAACACCUACACAAAUUGCUAAAACAACACCUAUAUAGCGUCACACAGCUAUAGAUGAUGCUGUGUAAACAAAUAUAAACCGUUUCAACAAGUUGAUGACAAUGAACUUUGUAUAAAGGUGUUAGAAUAGAAGUGUUAGUAUAAAUUGCUAAUUCGAUAUUAUAGGUGGUAGAAUACUUAAUUUCAGUAGGUUAGUUAGCAUGUGUAUCUACCACGAACCGCUCUUGUGAACGAUCAAACAACGUAGUUACCUAAUUCGAUCACCCCUCUCUCUCUUUCAGUCAAAAUUUUAUACACGAAAAUGUAAUUAACCGUAGUUCCACGUUUCAAAGUUUCAAGUUUCAAGUAAAGAAAAAGGUAAAUAGUGUAAAAAAUUAUGUCCACUUUUUAUUGGCUUCUCUCUCCCACACGCAUCGGUUCCUUUCACACUCUCCUCUUCUUGAAGUUUCUCUGCACCCAAAAAAGAUAAUAAUCAUAACCCUAUCUCUCUCUCUUAAGCCAUCAUCUAUCUUUCUCUCUUUAUCUCUGCCAUGGAUUCAGGCAACAGUAGUAGCAUGCAAUCCUCAAGCGGUGGUGGUGGAGACCAAGAAGAGUACGACUCACGCGCAGAUCAAUCAAUAUCCGCUUUGUUCAACAACUCAACCACCGUCUCCGCCAACAUCGCCGGUCAAACACAGCUUGACUCCCUCAUAGCUAACUAUUUCAACACCGGCUGGUCAACAGAUAGUCCUCUAUUGUCAACAACGACCAUGAAGCCUACCGAUGGCUCUAGGCCACCACCACCACCAAUCUUGUUCACAAAUCCACUUCAACAAGAUCUGAGAGUAGCUUCGGACACAAACACAAGUAGUCCCAUAUGUUCUGUCCCUACCGACAAGAAAAACGGUCUGGCCACAACAAGGAAUCUAAAGAAGAGAUCUCGAGUCUCGAGACGUGCGCCUACGACUGUUUUGACCACCGACACUUCAAACUUCAGAGCCAUGGUUCAAGAGUUCACUGGUAAUCCUUCUAAUCCUUUCUCAGGAUUAUCAUCUUCUCCUUUUCCAAGGUCUAGAUUUGAUCUCUUUGGCCCUUCUUCUUCAUCCUCACAACCCUUGAAACCGUUUCCUCAUAAACUUAUCCCACCAUCAUCAACGAGUCAUCCUUACCUAAAUCCUCCUUCUACAAAUUAUCACCAGAGUCUUCUCCUUAACAUGAACACGCAAAACAUCGCAAACCCUUUAAGAGAUCAAUCGCUGAGCUUGAGAACAAGUAAUGGUGUUGGACACGUGGACGUGGGAACAAACUUUGAAGGGCUUCAAAACAUUAUGGCCUCUUCGUCAUCGAUGACGCAGCCAACCCUAAAUACUAUGCAUGGAUUAGACAUGGUACCGGUUGAAAGAUCCGAUGUUUACACGACACCGGUUGCUUCUGGAACGGAGAAUAAUAAUUUUGGGGUCGUGAGAAAUGAAGGCUGUUCUGUGGGAUUGACGAAGUCUACUAUAUUUUUCUUGGGAGGUUAAGCAAUCUCUGCACGUUGAACCGCCAGUACGGACUCACGGAGAAGAACACAAGCGAGGCCUUGUUUGUGAUCAAAGCUUAUUGAACACUACGUGAUCGUGGUCCCUACCCUGCAGAUCAAGUCAUUAGAUGUCUCGAAGGAAGCUUCGCCUUCGCCUUCGUCGUCUACGAUACUCAAACCUUCUCUGUUUUCUCAGCUUUGAGCUCUGAUGGAGGAGAGUCUUUACUGGAGAAUACUCGGCGACGGGUCUGUUGUCAUGUCUGAUGAUGGUCAGAUCAUAAAGCAAAUGAUGUGCCAAAUCAUUUGCUCCUUUCCCUACUGGUAAGUCAAAGACACAAGAAACAACAUUUGAGAGAGAAAGACAUGUGAUUUAUGAAGUGUUUAAUGUUGUGUGAUUUUUUUGCAGGGAGUAUGUACAUAGUGAGAUCGGGCUUAAGAGUUUUGAACAUCCCGAGGACAACAUGAAGGCAAUGCCGAUGAUUGACAGCGAAGGUGUGAUAUGUGGAGCUAACUUCCAAGUGGAUGCUUGUACUAAGAUCAAUGCCAUCCCUAGGAGAGGAACUGAAGCUAACUGGGCUCUCGCUAAUACCCGUUGAUUUCUUCUUCUAAUUGGUUCAAUCCUCUGAAUCGUUCUUUUGUCCUGAUACAUUUUAUUUUUACAUACUUCUUUGUGUAAAUAGACAUCAAUAAAGAUACAAAAGCACUUUAUAUUG
Messenger RNA from Brassica rapa (field mustard), 4364 nucleotides. RefSeq lists its product as uncharacterized. NCBI's taxonomy places the organism in Eukaryota, Viridiplantae, Streptophyta, Magnoliopsida, Brassicales, Brassicaceae. The record is from RefSeq and is a predicted model, not a curated record.